Oreochromis niloticus (Nile tilapia) is the source of this 6652-nucleotide messenger RNA. RefSeq names its product complement C3. Gene Ontology annotation, molecular function: protein binding; endopeptidase inhibitor activity. NCBI's taxonomy places the organism in Eukaryota, Metazoa, Chordata, Actinopteri, Cichliformes, Cichlidae. The record is from RefSeq and is a predicted model, not a curated record. Bases 81 to 5441 code for a protein of 1786 amino acids. The transcript is spliced from 44 exons. Gene Ontology annotation, cellular component: extracellular region.
UGACAACGUGUUUGGGUCUCUCGUAUUAGGUGACUGUCUGACUGGUAGCCAUAGUCCACAGAAACUCCAAGACAGGUGGUAUGGUUCGAUUGAAGCUACACAACAUUUUAUUUCUUGUACUUUUCUGCAACUCAAAUGGACAGUUUGACAAUUCUAGGAGGCGUCCAUGGAUGGACAGAUUUGUACCAAUUAGGCGAUACUGGGAUCUUCAUGAGAGAGAAAAACCACCGAAAACAAUUAAUCCUUCACCAAGGUUUGUUCUGCUGGCUCCAGAUCUGCUGAGGACAGACAGCGAUGAGAACAUCUACUUACAGGCUGAUAGUGUGUCUGACCCCAUCACUGUCUACAUCGUGAUCCAGGACUUCAGCGAGGCUGUCACAUUUUUACAGGACUCGGUCACACUAAACCAGGCAAAUGGAUUCAGCACCCUCAAGCCUAUACAGCUUUCCUCUGAUUUAUUGAAUCGCGAAGAAAAGAAGAAGAAAUUUGUGACUCUGAAAGUGACCUUUGGAGGUUUCCACGUUGAGAAGAGGUUACUGAUGGUAACCUUUCACUCUGGGUACAUCUUUAUCCAGACAGACAAACCCAUCUACAACCCAGGAGAUACCGUUCGACUUCGAGCCUUUGUGUCUUCUCCAAACUUUAGGGCCAUUAACAACUCCAUCGCAAUAGAUAUUGAGAAUCCAGAUGGUGUGGUGGUUAAACAGGUCUCCAGGACCAGGGCUGUUCAUGGCAUCUUUUCGGAAACAUUUCCACUCUCUGAAUAUGUCAAUGAAGGAACGUGGAUUAUUACAGCAAAGUUUGACCACUGGGAGGAGAACACUUUCACCUCUCAGUUUCAGGUGAAGAAAUAUGUGCUUCCUGCCUUCAAUGUUACCUUAACACCCAAGAAGACCUUCCUUAGCUUGGAUGACAGUGAACUGGUAGUAGAAAUCUCAGCCAGGUACCUGUAUGGAGAGCCAGUCCAGGGGACAGCUUAUGUUGUGUUUGGAGUCAAGAUCAAUAAAGAAAUGAUAAGAUUACCUUCAGUGAAGCAGGUGUCAAAUCUUGAUGGUGGAACUGUUACACUGAGCAUGGAGGAGAUCAAAAGUGCUUACCCCAACAUUCAAUCUUUGAUUGGGAACUCUGUGUAUGUCAAGGCCUCUGUGCUCACCAGCACAGGAAGUGAUCUGGUUGAGGCCGAGAAGUCUGGCAUUAAAAUUGUGGAAUCUCCCUACGUCUUAUUGUUCCAAAACAUACCAAAGUACUUCAAGCCAGGCCUGCCAUUUGACUUCACAAUUCAGGUGAGCCACCACGAUGGUUCUUUGGCCCGUAACGUCCUGGUUAAGCUGAACUUGCUGGACACUCCAUUAGUCGUGUCCUCCGGAACCACCAGAGCUACCAUCAACAUGCCCAAGAAUAAUCAACCACAAACCAUCAUUGCUGAAACAGCACAGGAUGGCUUGAGACCAGAGCAGCAGGCAAAGCAACAGGUCACUGUUCAGCCCUACACCACCCAUGACCAUGAAAAGAACUACCUGCAUGUCUCCACAGGAACUACCACAGUGUCUUUAGGAGAAAGACUGUCUGUGAAGGUCACAGCCAGUCCUGCAGAUGACUCGUUCAGAGGAUUCAUCAAAGUUAUCACCUACCUGAUUCUCAGUAAAGGAAAAAUCAUACAAGCUGGGCGCAUGGAUGUAACUGGUCAGCUGGUCACCAACAUCGGGCUGAUGGUGACACCAGACAUGAUGCCGUCGUUUCGUGUUGUGGCGUACUACAUUAUUCCCUGGAUUGGAGGAGAGGAGGUGGUGUCAGACUCCAUCUGGAUAGAUGUGGUGGAUUCCUGUCUUGGAGGGCUCACAGUGGGGCCAGUGGACGGCAUACCGAGAGACUACCUUCCUGGGAAGAUGUUUCGCUUUAAGAUAAGAGGUGACCCGGGGGCAAAGGUCAGUCUGGUGGCUGUGGACAACGCUGUGUAUCUUCUCAGCAGGGACAGACUCACGCAAAAGAAGAUUUGGGACGUGGUCGAGCACGGUGAUAUUGGUUGCACACGAGGGGGAGGCCGAGAUGCCAAGGGGGUAUUUCAAGAUGCAGGACUGCUUUACUCCUCCAGCAGUGGCUUUCAAACCCCAAAUAGGCAAGCCUUGCAGUGUCCAGGCAGUGCCAGAAGGCGGCGCUCUGCUGAACUGUUGCGACGUAAAGCACAGCUGGAGAGUCACUACAAGGAGAAGCUGCAGUAUCGUUGCUGUAAAGAUGGCCUUCGGGAGAUCCCGAUGCCGUACUCUUGCACACGACGCUCCCUCUACAUCACCGAGGGAUGGGAGUGCAUCCGGGCUUUCCGCUAUUGCUGCGCCACAUUGAGGGACCAGCCGUUUAACACAGAGAUUCCUACGACACCGUCGCCCACUACAACACCUGUUCCCACCACCACUGCUGCUGAAAUUAUUUUGCCAGAUCGGAGAGUACAUCUCUCGCGAGAGAACUUUAACUGGAGAUAUCCUUCACCUGGACUACCUGGACUACUUGAACCACCUGGACCACCUGGACCACCUGAAAUUGAAGGAAGCAUUGUAUUGCGUGGACUUCCCGGCCAGCCUGGACCAAUUGGGCGUGAAGUGUACCUUCAGACAAAUGCGAGGAAAACAGAGGAAGAAGAUUUGGUGAUUAGUUCAAUUGCAAAAGAGAUCAUCGAAGAAGGCGAAGAGGAAGAAGAGUACACAGAUGAGGCUGACGUAUAUCUGCGUUCCAAGUUCUAUGAGUCUUGGAUGUGGAUGGAUGUUAACCUGCCCAGUCAGGCAGAUAGAGACAGUAGACACGGGUUGGCCUCGAUGACUAUGGGGGACCCCUUACCUGAUAGCAUCACAGAAUGGGGGCUUCUGGCUGUCAGUGCAUCACCCCACACAGGUUUCUGUGUUGCGGAGCCCUACAACUUCAGAGCGUGGAAACGUUUCUUUGUGGAGCUGAAGCUGCCGUAUUCAGUGGCGAGACAUGAACAGGUUGAAAUAAAAGCUGUGGUCCAUAACUACGGCUCUGAGGAAUUACAUGUCAGGGUGGUGCUCAUGAAGACUGAAGGCAUAUGCAGCAUUGCUUUCAAGGACAGACACACACAGGAAGUGACAGUGCCAGCUGGCUCUUCGAUAGCUGUGCCCUACACCAUUGUACCGCUGGUGGUGGGAAAACAUCCGUUGGAGGUGAUGGUGCUCGGGAGAGACAUGACGGGAGGAGACCGUAUCCAGAAGCUUUUACGAGUAGUGCUCGAUGGAGUUCAGAAGACUGAAGUUUGGAGUGUGGUGUUGAACCCAUCUGCUGAGGGAGGAACACAGACAGUCCGUGUUGGAAAGAUUGAACUGGAGUCAGUAGUGCCAAACUCUCAACCUGAGUCAUUGGUCAAUGUCAGAGGCAGCGUGUUAGCAGACAGUAUUGAGAACUCCAUCAACGAGGACUCUCUGGGAUCUCUGAUCAGGAUGCCUGGUGGCUGUGUGGAGCAGAACCUAGCCUCCAUUACUCUGCCCCUCAUUGCCACCCUCUACUUAGACCGAACUGGCAACUGGGAGAGCGUAGGCGUGCAGCGCAGGGCAGAGGCUCUCAAGUACAUCAAGAGAGGCUAUGACAAUCAGCUGGCAUACAGAAGGCGUGACGGCUCUUACCCGCCCUACAGCAGGGAAGGAGCAAGUACCUGGAUCACAGCAUAUGUGGUAAAGGUGUUCUCCAUGGCUCACUCCAUCAUCGGCAUUGAGAAGCAACAAGUGUGCGACCCUCUGGUCUACCUGGUGAUGAACAAACUCAGAGAAAAUAAAGGAAUAUAUGUAGAGAACAACCCAGUUUACAGCACUACCAUGACGGGCGGUCUCCGUGGUGAUGACCCAGAGAUAACACUUACCGCCUUUGUCCACAUCGCACUAGCUGAGGCCAGGCAGGCAGGGAUCACCUGCGUCAUUCCUGGUUUGGAGAUGGAGAAUGCCAUGGGUAAGACCACACAGUACUUGACCAGUGCCCUGACUAGAAAUGGGAGGAGACCGUACACCGUGGCCAUCACCUCUUAUGCUCUGGCUCUUGCGGGGGCACCUCACAAUGUUCAUCAACCGUUACUCGAAGCUGCAGCCCGAGGUGGCAGCCACUGGCCUGACAGGGAAAACCACUUCUUCACGUUGGAGGCGACCGGCUAUGCCCUGCUGGCUCUGAUUAAGUUGGGACGCAUGGAGGAAGCAGCAGCACCCUUUAAAUGGCUGAACAGCCAGCGAAGAAGAGGAGGCGGCUUUGGCUCUACUCAGUCCACCAUGGUGGUGCUUCAGGCACUGUCAGAGUAUAUGAUCAAGAGACCUCCUCCUGAUGACCUCAGUCUGGAUGUAGACAUCAGGAUCACUGGACGCAGAGAUGUCCGCUACCAUUUUAACCCAAGGACAGCCUAUGGCGCUCGCUCAUCCAAGUUGCCUGCUAACCUUGAUUUGGAAGUCAGAGCUCAAGGAAACGGACAGGGAAUACUUGAGGUUGUGACCCAUUAUAACCAGCUGCAUGAGGUGGAUGAGAAAAUGCCCUGCCAGCACUUUGAGCUCAGUGUUGCUAUUGAAGAGUCCCGGGAAAAGCCUCCAGCAGAUGUAGAGAAGUCCUAUCAGAUCACCAUCAAAGUGAGGGCUUUAGGACCCAGAGAUGUCAGGAUGGUGGUUCUUGACAUCAGUUUGCCCACUGGCUUCACCCCAGAAAACUCAGACCUGGAGAUGUUGUCCAACUCAGUGGAUCAUUACAUCAAUAACUUCCAGAUAGUAGAUAACCUGAGUGACAGGGGAUCCCUGAUCAUCCACCUGUUUAAGGUUUCUCACAAAGAGCCUGAGAUCCUAAUAUUCAGACUCCAGCAGACCUUCAAAGUUGGCCUCCUGCAGCCAUCCUCAGUGACUGUUUACGAGUAUUACAACCCAGACCGCCGCUGCAGUCGUACUUACACCCCCCGUGAGAACAAGGAGCAGCUCAGUCAGAUCUGUAGAAACAACGUCUGCCGCUGCACACAGGGUGACUGCUGCAUCUCCAAAGCGGACAGUGAAAACUUCCCCAGCAAAGAAAGAGAGACGUUUGCCUGCAAGAGCUUACACCAUGUUUUCCAGGUGAAGGUGCUGAAUGUCAUCCAGAGUUACUACGACAAAUACGAGAUGGAGAUCACACAAGUUAUCAAACUGGGUCUGGAGGGUGGAGUUGGAGCGGGUCAGACGAGGAUCUUCAUGUCUCACGGAGGCUGCAGAGAUGGACUAGACUUGAAGCAGGGCUCCCAGUACCUCAUCAUAGGCCCCAAGGAGGACCAGUGGAAUGUUGAUACUGAAACCAACAAGUUCAUCUACAUGUUGGGGAAGGACACCUGGGUGGAGCGCUGGCCUUCACCUGCAGAGUGCUCCAGCCACCCCAGCCUGCAAGCUAAAUGCAGGAGUCUAAGCGACACUGCCAGAGAACUGUCGGUCAACGCCUGCAGGCUGUAGAGGUGUCAGAGCAGCUGUCGCACACUAUUUUGUGGCAAAAAAAGGAAAUAAUUUUGUAUGCGCAAGCUUACUGUACCCCUGAUAAAUUCUUUCAAUCUAUAUUUAGUUUUCUCUGUGAAAAGGGAAGUGAGAGUCUUGCCAGUUAUCAAAACUUUGAACAAGAAUGAAGAAGUAUAAACCGCAGAGAGAGAUGUGUAGUUAUUCUGUGUUUUGCAUAUUUGUCGCACUUACAUGUUUGAGAUCAACUUAAUUUUAAUGCUGGACAAAGAAAAUACACGUAAUUAUAAAAUGUAUUUUUUUAAUUAUGUUUUUAUUAAGGGAAAAAAGGCUAUUCAAACCUACCUGACCCUAUUUGAAAACAUAAUUGCCCCAUAAACUGGUUUUUCACAUUACUGUGGGGGGAUUUUUGGCCUACCCUUCUUUGCAGAAUUGUUUUAAUUUAGCCACACUGGAAGUUUUUACAAUCAUGAAUCACCAGUUUAAGUCCAAUCCAAAGCAUAUUAAUUGGCUUUACAUCUGGAGUUUCACUAUGCCAUCACUUUCUGGUCUGCUUUGGGUCAUUGCUACAUAACCAAACUUAGCUUGUGUUUUCAGGCACAAAAUGAUGGCUAGAUUUUCUGGUAUGAAGCUGAAUUUAUGGUUCCUUCAAUAACGGAAGGUUGUCUUGAAGCAGGAGAGCAGCCCAGACCAUCACACUAACACCACCAUGUUUGACUGUUUUUAUGAUGUUGAUUUAUAACAUGCUUUUAAUUUGACACCAGAUGUAACAGGAUUCAAAGCUUGCAAAAAGUUAAACUUUUGUCUCAUCAGUCCACACAAUAUUUUCCCUGGAGUCAGAUGUUUUAUGGCAAAUGUGAGACAAGUCAUUGUGUUGUUUUUGGUCAGCAGUGGUUUUCUGAUUGUAACUCUGCCAUGGAUGCCAUUUUUGUUCAGUCUCUUUCUUAUUGUUGAAGCAUGAACUCUGACCAUAACAGAGGAAAAUGAUGUCUGCAGUUCUUCAGAUGUUGCUUUGGGUUCUUUCAUGAUCUCCUGGAUGAGUAGUCAGUGCUCUCCUUGAGUCAUUUUAGCCUGCAACUCCUGGGAAGUUUCACCACUCUUCCCAGUUUUCUCUGUGUGUAGAUAAUGGUUCUCUCUGUGGUUCACUGGAGUCCCAAAGCCCUAGGCUUUGUAACGCUUAACAAACCGAUAGAUAUGAAUGAUUGUAUUUUAAA